Messenger RNA from Myotis lucifugus (little brown bat), 1132 nucleotides. RefSeq names its product presequence translocase associated motor 16 (gene PAM16). The record is from RefSeq and is a predicted model, not a curated record. Gene Ontology annotation, biological process: protein import into mitochondrial matrix. Lineage: Eukaryota; Metazoa; Chordata; Mammalia; Chiroptera; Vespertilionidae. The coding region runs from base 612 to 968 and encodes 118 amino acids. The transcript is spliced from 6 exons. Gene Ontology annotation, cellular component: TIM23 mitochondrial import inner membrane translocase complex.
GUGACUCCUAGCGCCCCGGGAUAAGCUCGGGGUCCCAGAGGGUCCUGGGACCGCCCAUCACCCGCGCCUGAUCACCUCCGGAGCCCAGCGCGACGCAGGACCCGCCCCCAACUUCGCCCAGGUCUCCUGCGUAACCACUGACACUCCGCCCCUCUGGAUCCAGGCUACGCGCAUGCCCAACGUGGCGUCGCGCACGCGCUCUCCGUAGCUCUCUUCGACCUUUGACCUGCCGGCCGCCCUUGAGCCGGGGCCGCGAGGCGUGGAAGACGGAGCCCGCGCCCCCGAGGCAGAGCAGCUGCCAUGAAGUCGGUGCUUCUCACUGUCCCCAUUUCACAAGAGAAGGAACCUGAAGCUCUGCAUGUUUGACUCCUCCAGGGUCACUCAUCCCACGAGUGUCUGAGAUGGCACCUCUCCUUCUGUGUCCUAAGACUUGCUGUUUCCCAUCACAUGAUUCCUGCUUUGUAAUGGUCACUGCCAUUUGUUGGGGCCCUAUGAUGAGCCCUCGCUCCCACAUGUAACUCUGAGCCACCCUCAAGGGCUGAGUAAAAUGUGGCUCUGGAGGAGUUUGUAUCCUAUAGGAGAAGGCCAAGUACCUGGCCCAGAUCAUUGUGAUGGGGGCGCAGGUGGUGGGCAGAGCCUUUGCCCGGGCCCUGCGGCAGGAAUUUGCAGCCAGCCGGGCAGCAGCUGAUGCCCGGGGACGUGCUGGACACCAGUCUGCAGCCGCCUCUAACCUCUCCGGCCUCAGCCUCCAGGAGGCACAGCAGAUUCUCAAUGUCUCCAAACUGAACCCCGAGGAGAUCCAGAAGAAGUACGAACACCUAUUCAAGGUGAAUGAUAAAUCUGUGGGCGGCUCCUUCUACCUGCAGUCAAAGGUGACAACAGCCACGUCAAUAAGAGAACUGAUAAACCUGAUAACAGACUUCCAUAAAGCCCCUACUAGAGGCAAGCCCACAGUGAGCACUGCAUGAAUGCCGACUGCCCUUUAUGCAGCCUUUACUCAGCAGAAUGGCUCCAGAUUUACUAAACGUCUGCUCCCUCACUGACCAGGAUGGAGCCACGUGAGGCUAUGGGCCUUUGAAGUGUGGCCACUCCAAAUUGAGAUGUGCGGUGAGUGUAAAAUACAUACCAGAUU